AUGGUGCACUGGACAGCCGAGGAGAAGCAGCUCAUCACCGGCCUCUGGGCCAAGGUCAACGUGGGCGACUGCGGCGCCGAGGCUCUGGCCAGGCUGCUGAUCGUCUACCCCUGGACCCAGAGGUUCUUCGCCUCCUUCGGGAACCUGUCCAGCCCCACGGCCAUCCUUGGCAACCCCAUGGUCCGUGCCCACGGCAAGAAGGUGCUGACCUCCUUCGGGGAGGCCAUCAAGAACCUGGACACCAUCAAGAAAUCUUUUGCCCAGCUGAGCAAACUGCACUGUGACAAGCUGCACGUGGACCCCGAGAACUUCAGGCUCCUGGGUGACAUCCUCAUCGUGGUCCUGGCCGCCCACUUCGGCAAGGACUUCACCCCCGCCUGCCAGGCCGCCUGGCAGAAGAUGGUGCGAGUGGUGGCCCACGCGCUGGCCCACGAGUACCACUGAGCCCCGGCACCUGGGGACAGCCCGGGGCUCCCAGAGCCGAUAAACACCAGCUGAGCCAAAUAAACCAUGGCUGAGCCAAAUAAACCCCAGAUGUGCCCAAUAAACCCCAGAUGUGCCCGAUAAACCCCAGCUGAGCCAAAUAAACCAUGGCUGAGCCCAGUAAACCCCGGCUGUGCCCAAUAAACCCCGAAU
Molecule: messenger RNA, 636 nt
Organism: Oenanthe melanoleuca
Lineage: Eukaryota; Metazoa; Chordata; Aves; Passeriformes; Muscicapidae
Product: hemoglobin subunit beta
Exons: 3
Coding region: 1-444 (147 amino acids)
Biological process (GO): hydrogen peroxide catabolic process; oxygen transport
Cellular component (GO): hemoglobin complex; haptoglobin-hemoglobin complex; blood microparticle
Molecular function (GO): organic acid binding; oxygen binding; heme binding
Source: RefSeq, a predicted model, not a curated record